AAUGGGAACACGUCCAGAAGCAAAGUAUCUAUGCUACCCGGAGGUAUCAUGUUCGAAUCCCGUUGGAGUAAUUUUUUUUUUGGCGUUUUUUUCUGUCUUUAAGGGAAGGCACGGCCCGACUUAAGCCCAAAACAAAAGACCCAACCGGCCAACCCGGCAGGCAGCCCCUUUUCCUUUCACGCAAAGACCCAGCCCGCGGCAGCCCCCUUUUUCUUUCACGCUUUCACGCAGCCCCCCAAGUCCCAACCGCGAUUCUGCGAAGCGGCCAAACUGCCAAAGCCCCCCUGCGGCCCUGCCCCUGUUUUCCUUCCACGAAGAGUGACGACUGAGUGAGUGACCGGCGACGACAAGCAGGAAGCGGCCAUAUUAACCGAACGGUUAUGCAUUUUAUUACCAUAUUCGGUUAUGUAUAUUAUUACCAUAUUUCUUGUAUUUUGUAUUUGGUUCAUUUAGUGGCUAGAUUCAUUUUAGGUAUUUAUGGAUAGUAUAUCAUUGGCAUUAUGUUAGCCUAUUUCCAUGUAUAUUCAUCUGGUAGUAUAGGAGGUUACUCCAUGUAUUUAUAGUAGAUGAUUUACUCAAUGAAGGCAAGGAUUUUCACAUUCCAAUUUGGUAUCAGCAGCUCUAUUCUUCCGGCCAUGGCUUCCUCCUCCAAAUUUCACCCCGCCUUGGCCGUCUCCAAUAUUAAAAACUUCAUCCCCAUAACCCUUGAUCUUGAAACCGUGGAAUAUUCUUCAUGGGCGGAACUCUUCCGUAUUACCGCCCGGGCCUAUCAAGUCCUCGACCACCUACUGCCCGCCACCCUUGAAACCGACUCCCCUCCUCAAGCCGCUACUACACUCGAACAACGGUUGGAACUUGAAGCUGCCGCCGCCGAAGCUAAGGCCCUUUGGGACCGCCUCGAUGCCGUCGUCCUACAAUGGAUCUACGGCACAAUUUCUCACGACCUUCUCCACACCAUCAUCGAGCCCGACUCCACGGCUCACAUGGCUUGGUCACACCUUGCGGACAUCUUCCAGGACAAUAAACACUCAAGGGCGGUGUACUUGGAAAAUCAGUUUUCCAAUACCCGUCUUGAUCAAUUUCCCAACGUUGCCUCCUACUGCAAAGCCCUCAAGCUCCUGGCCGACCAACUAAGCAACGUCGGCGCUCCGGUCACCAAUAGUCGCCUUGUCCUUCGCCUUGUUAACGGACUGCCGGAACAUUUUGACACCGUGGCUUCCCUCAUCCAACAAGCCGACCCUCUCCUGCUUUUCUCCAAGGCCCGGUCCAUGUUGUCUCUCGAAGAGGCUCGUAAGAAUCAACAAGCCGGUAAUCCACUCGCUGCCGCCAUGGUGCACACGGACCGUAACCCCCCUCACUCCCCUCCUCGUCCCCAGUCUCUUCACCCCCGCCCAGAACCUCGGCACAACCGCUCUCGGGGUCGUGGUGGCCGCCAACGCUCCACCCGUCCUCCAUACUCGACCCCCACCCCACCACCCGGCCACUGGCCAUACCCCCCUAACCCUUGGUCCUAUUGGCCUCCUCACCCUUGGUCCGCACCACCCUGCCCAUACCCCUCAAACCCACUGCCACACAAGCAACCCCCCUCUAACCCCUCCCCCGGCAUUCUUGGACCACGCCCACAGGCCUACUACUCCACCACCGGUACCACCCCAACUGACAUACAAGCUGCCAUGCACACCAUGACCCUCACUCCGCCGGACAACAAUUGGUAUAUGGACACCGGGGCAACCUCACACAUGACAUCUUCCUCAGGAUCUCCGCACAGGGACACAAAUACUACGGUGCAAUAGUUCCGGCCACCUAUAUCCCGUUCGCCCAAGUUCCGGCUCUUUUCCCUCUCAUGCUUCCGCCCUAAUAACUAUCCCCGCUGAACUUUGGCACAGUCGCCUUGGUCAUCCGGGAGAUCCCAUUUUUAAUUUUCUCAGAAUGAAUAAUGUUAUUUCUUGUAAUAAACUUCAUGCGUCUGUUUGUACUUCAUGUGAAAUGGGCAAACAUGUCAAGUUGCCUUUUUCUCAUUCCUUAUCUACUACUUCUAAACCAUUUGAAAUAAUACAUAGUGAUUUAUGGACAUCUCCUGUACUAAGUCAUAACGGACAUCGUUAUUAUGUAUUAUUUUUAGAUGAUUUUUCCAAGUUCUUAUGGGUGUACCCCCUACAACAUAAAUCACAAACAUUCUCCACUUUUGUCACAUUUUAUAACUUUGUUCACACACAAUUUGAACAACGUAUAAAAAUCUUACAAUGUGAUAACGGCACCGAAUUUCGUAACCACAAUUUUAGUUACUUCGGUGCCACUCAUGGCAUUCAUUUUCGUUUCUCAUGCCCUUACACCUCCCCCCAAAAUGGCAAAGCCGAACGCACCAUCCGCACCCUCAAUAAUAUGGCCCGUACCCUACUCAUCCACGCCUCACUACCCCUGACUUUGUGGCCGCAUGCCCUUAAAAUAGCCACCUACUUACACAACAUCCUACCCUCUUACACUAUACAAUACCGCUCUCCCACACUUCUCCUAUACCAUAAAAUACCCACAUAUACUCACCUUCGUGUAUUCGGAUGCUUAUGCUUUCCUCAUACACUCCCCCUUACCCACAAACUUCAACCCCGGUCCACCCCUUGUGUAUUUUUAGGGUAUCCCGACAAUCACAAAGGUUACAUUUGCAUGACAUUAAAUUCUCCCAAAAUCAUAAUUUCACGACACGUCACUUUUAAUGAGGCCGUAUUUCCUUUUCACACUCCUCACAAAAAUCCAAAUUUGAACCCACCCACAUAUGACCUUACCCACCCUCUCCUACGUAUGAACCUUG
Molecule: messenger RNA, 2806 nt
Organism: Cuscuta europaea
Lineage: Eukaryota; Viridiplantae; Streptophyta; Magnoliopsida; Solanales; Convolvulaceae
Source: the annotation of a GenBank genome assembly